GACGUGCGUGAAUCAUCAUUCGUUUUUCUGCUCCGAAUCUUCGUUAUACAUAACUGUCUCCUUGGUAGCCUGCUGCCUGUUUACGCAAAAACAGCUUCCGAUGUCGGAGGUUUUCGUUUGAUAGAUAUGCUGAACAAAAGUGCACGUCCCGGUUACAAAAGAUUCAUAAAGAAAUCCGCUGCAGUCUUGCUUGCUGUUGAAGUAAUAGGUUUUGCUGUCACCUACGCAGGCUGGAACCGACUCAACACCAAUAGAGAUUUCCGACAUUACAUAAAGGAAAACUACCCUUCAGUUUUGGAAAACUAUUACCAGCUGGGUGAAUACCUCAGCGGUGACACUACGAUUCGCAAUCACGACGAGUUGAUCUGGAGGCAAGAAAAGGCUGCCUCUUUAAACGCUACAUUAUUGGAUACAGUAGGUAAAUAAACGAUGAAUGUUUACAUUAAAUCGGCAGUCUAUCUAGCGGUCUUUGGCGGAAUUGGAUACGUACUGCUGGAAGUAACUAAACCUAACCAAGCAAAGUUGAACGAAAUUAAACGGCUGCAGGGACAAUCUGCGGAGGACACUACCAGCA
This is a messenger RNA of Topomyia yanbarensis, 574 nucleotides long. RefSeq names its product protein CEBPZOS. The coding region runs from base 127 to 426 and encodes 99 amino acids. The transcript is spliced from 2 exons. The record is from RefSeq and is a predicted model, not a curated record. Lineage: Eukaryota; Metazoa; Arthropoda; Insecta; Diptera; Culicidae.